CGCCAAUAAUUCGAAUAUCUCAAUUAUUUUGUGUCUAGAUGGGAAGUUGAUCAGGUUUCUCCAACCUAGGGUUGUUCAAAUUGUACAACCACUUCAUUGUACUAAGCCAUGAUGGAGAAUAAAAAGGAAGAGAAGAAAAAAGAAGUGGAGUGUGUGUACCCAGAUGGUGGGUACGGUUGGGUCAUAGUGUUUGCCAUUGUAUUGAUAAAUUCAACAUUGAUGAGUUUGGUCCAAUUCUUCGGAAUAAUUUUCCAUGAUGAGUUUGCUUCCAUGGGAAUAUCAGCCGCACAAACAUCAUUUCUUCUUCACCUUCACAGUUCAAUGUACUGUGUUGUAGGUUUUGUUAGUAGCCCGUUGCUCAAAAAGUAUAAUUUCCAAGUGGUGGCUGGCCUAGGUGCCUUUUUCUGGUGUUUGGGUAUUCUGAUCACUAGUUUUGCUGAUUCGUACUCGCUUUUGAUAUCUUCUGUAUCACUUCUUAUAGGACUGGGUCAAGGAAUAUUGUUGCCUGCAACAUACCUCGCCACAUACUCAUACUUCAAGAAAAGACUGACUCUGGCUGUAAGCAUUUCGACCACUGGCGCCAGCCUGGCGUCCAUUUUCAUGCCGAAAGUGUGCGAUAUUUUGCUGGCGCGUCUGGGCAGGCGCAACACCGUCCUAGUAUUAUUUGCGAAUUCGCUUUUGUCGUUGGUGGGUGUAUUCCUUCUGAGACCGGUGAGGAGGAAUGAUCCGGUUGUGGUGGAGGAAUCGCAGAAGAUGAAGGAAUUGGAGGAACUGAAGAGAUCUGAAGAUGAGACAAUUAAUUGCGAUAUGAUGGUGAAGGAAAAUACACAAGAUCAGCUGUUGACCUCCAACGUAUACAACGAAACGACGCUACCCUGCGCGAAACCCAAAAACGGCUUGCUUACCAAACUGUACGACCUUUUCGACCUCGACCUCUUCAAACACCUCCCCUUCAUUUUGGUGGUGGUUGGCCUUGGAAUAUCUUUUUCGGCUGAGCUCAGCGUCAUCUUGAUGAUGCAGUUUCUGCUGCCGGAACUGUCGAAUUUCACGAGGUCUGACGUGGCGAACGUGACAUCGUUCCAGUUCGCUUUCGAUAUCGUCGGGAGGUUGCUGGUGCCGUUUUUGGGGUAUAGAUUGGAUGUGGCUCCCAAGUUGAUGUAUAUGGGGGCUUUGGUGCUGGCGACUUUUGCCAGAACAGUUCUUGCAGUUUUCGGCAAGUCCUUUGGGGUAGUUUACUUCUCCUGUUGUUUAAUUGGUCUGACAAAGGGCACCAGAGCGGUGUAUCAAUCGGUGAUAAUUCCGAAAAUCUUGCCUCUGGAAAAAAUUCCUGCUGCCAAUGGUAUCACCAUGUUGUUCAAUGGAGGUAUUUCGCUGGUGCUCGGACCCAUAAUAGGUGCCAUCCAUGAUGCAGCUGAAUCGUAUGUACCUGUUCUACACACUGCUUCGGCCUUAUCAUUCACUUGUGUCAUUUUAUGGGUAUUGGACAGUAUAUUCCGCAAGAAGAAGGCAGUGAUUCCGGAUCUGUAAGAUAAGCAAAAAACACUACAUUUCAACAUUGUAUUGUUUCGUUUUUGUAGCUUCUCCUAUCUCAGUUUUCAUUAUCUUCCUUAUUUGAUUUGUUUUUGACUCGGCCAUUUUUAUUUUCGUGUUCCAAGAAUAUGAUAAUUUAUUUUCUUUUCCGCACCUGAGAGUUUUCUGUCAUUGUCCAUAGUUGAUGUUGAUAUGGAUAAAAUAUGUUUGAUAAUGACAAUUAUUUAUAAGAAUCAAAAUCUAUCAUUCGACAGUUACUAGUAGGUAGGUUAUAAUGAAUAAUUAUAUUCAUCAUUGAUAAUACCGGGGGAACAACUAAGAACGGCUGUCGGUCAUAUCUCAACAACGAAUAAUGAUACAAGUUUGAGAUAGAAUAAAUCUAAUGGCUUCAUAUCAUUACACGAUGAAAAAGAGAAACUUUAUCUCAACAGACCAACGAAAACCGCAACAUGAUAACUUUUCACCAACGGAAGGUAUCAACUAUCAAAGUUGGAACAAUGAUAGAUAAAACAACCAUUCUUAGUUGUUCACCCCGUACAAUGAUCAUGUAAAGGUUUGAUAGUUAUUUUUCUCAUGACGGGAAAAAAGUUUGGCAUUUCAUCUCUGUUGGCAGGUUAAAAAAUGUCACUUUUCAUAAAAGUACUCAUUUUUUUCCCGGGUAUAUAUCACAUAUAUAUACCUAUACACUGUCGAUGGCUUUUGUUGUGCUAUAAAUAGUUCAAAAAAAUGAAUCAACAUCCGAGAAAGACCUGCAAGUCCUUUUAAUCCUUUUAUCUUCCAUUCGACUUCGCGGCUACGUAUAUUACUUAACACUUACUAAAUUCGCAAUUUUUUGAAAUCAAAUCACAGAAUUAGACUGACACGAGUGACAUCAAAUAUUUGAUUACUUCAAAAGAAUGAUAAAGAUGCCUAAAACGUAGGUGUCCCUACUGUUAAAAACUUAAAAUUUCACGUCGAUAAUUUUCAGAUUUCAAAAUAAUGUAAUAUCUUCUCAAUAUUGAUUCGUCCUUUCUUCUGUCAUAGAAAAAAAAAAAUUGUAUUAUACACGGGAAAAAUAUUAGAUUUUAGCUCACCGUUUUUUGUCUCCCGACGCGUAGCUAAGUCUACUACUUUUUUCCCUUGUAUAAUAAAUAACUAUUAUUAUACAAGGGAAAGAAGUAGUAGAUUUUAGCUCUAGGUUGUGUUGACAAAAAACCGUGAGCUAAAAUCUAAUAUUUUUCCCGUGUAUAAUACACUAUUUUUCUCUGUGACAGAAGAAAGGACGAAUCAAUAUUGAGAAGAUAUUGAAUUAUUUUGAAAUCUGAAAAUUAUCGACGUGAAAUUUCAAGUUUUUAACAGUAAGGACACCUGAUGCGUUGUAGGCAUCUUUAUCAUUCUUUUGAAGUAAUCAAAUAUCUGAUGUCACUUCUGUCAGUCUAAUUCUGUGAUUUGAUUAAAAAAAAUUGCGAAUUUAGUGGUUGUUCAGUAAUUUACGUAACCGCGAAGUCGAAUGGAAAAUUAAAGGACUUGCAGUUCUUUCUCGGAGACUGUAUUAUUGACUCAUUUUUCGGAACUAUAGCACAACAAAAGCCAUCUACAGUGUAUAUAUAUAUGAUAUAUAUCCGGAAAAAAGUACUCACUUUUUUCCCACGGGAAAAAAGUAAUUUAUGAAAAGUGACAUUUUAUAACCUGCCAACAGAGAUGAAAUGCCAAACUUUUUUCCCGUCACAGAAAAACAAAUUUAUUGAAGCUUUAUAUGGCAAUUGGGAAAAAACUCAGACACGUCGAUUGUCUAUUCCAGAUGGGCAGUUGUUGGUGUACUGAUAUUUUUGAUGACGUCAUCUUCAUAAAUUUCAAUGUUAUGAAUGAAAUAAAAUUUCAAUCAUUUCUCGAAAAUACGGUUAUGGAACAUGGGAAAAAAUAGGAAAAUAAUAUGACGUCCCUAUACACAGAAGAAUGGGUUCUCUUAGAAAGUAUUAUGAAAAUAGGGUAUGGUCAUUAAAAAAACCAUAAUGACGUCAUAAGUUUAACAGUAAUGACGUCACAAGAUAUAUGAGUAGACCAAAACAUACGCAAAACAAAAAAAAACGAACUUUUCCCCACUGGCCAUAUCAAGCUUUUAACGUAUUUGUUCCAACCUUUACUUAAUCACUAUAUAAAAAUCGAUGACGUCGCAUAUCAACUAGCUCAAUCUGAUUUACCGAGUUUAUAAUAAGGAAAUCAGUGAAUAAUCUCACAUGUUUGAUUACAUCUUUCAUACUAUCAUUCAGGUAUAAUUAAAUCGAAAACUUCGAAAACAUGUUUACCCCAUAUUGUAUUUAAACGCCCCAUCGAUGAAUUCAUGAUAUACACUGAUAAUGACAAGGAUUUUUCAUCUUGAAUUGGAACAGAGACGACUAUGAAGUGUAUCCUUCUAUUUUGGAUCAUCAGUGUGUUUCUUGCUCUAUGAAAUUGAAGUUUAUAAGUGCAGUCAUUCUUCAUUCCUUCAUCAUUAUGUGCUAUUCUUCUAGAACUUAUCGAAAUCUUGCUAAUCUUGUGUUGUGGUGCGAGGAAUCUGUUUAUUUUCAUUGACGAGGCCUAAAUCAAGGUUAAUUUCUUUCAAAUUGGAUAAUUUCAAAGUUGUGUGGAUCAUAUGCUUGUAGGUUUGUUUUUCAUGGAUAUUGCAGUGUAUAUAUUAUAACCAUGCAAGUAAUAUUUGCAAAACCGUGUUCUAGUUUAUUUUCAAUUGGCUUGACUUAACUCUUUAUGCAGGGUGUUUCAUAAUAUAUGCGCAGGACUUCAAGAUGUGAGAGUUCGUUCAAGAAUAUGAAGAACAAAUUUCUAUUAUCUCUACCUUUGAAAUGCACUAUUUUCGAGAUACAGAGCUAGGGUGUUGAAAUUUAGGAAAAAAAUCGUUUUUCGCGAAUAUUUCUGGAACCGUUUAUCUCACAAAAAGUAGCCUUCGUAAGCAUUUUCGACUCAUAAUAAGCUAUGUUUUGUGGGGAAUUCACAUUUUUUCAGGUCAUAAUUGGUGAAGAUUCUGAAGGGGUGGUGAGUGUUUUUCAACCCAACUUCUACGCCACUGGAAUAAGUACAGUUCUGAGCAACUCAUUUGAACUGCCAAUAUUUCCUACACAAAAAAAUCUUACUCUUGACCAAACGCUCUAAAGACCGUUUUCGGGAAAAAUCAACUUUUAUGUUAAAAAUCAUGGUAAAUUUUUGAAAAAUUGCAACAAUUCUUAAUUUGAAUGAGUAAGAGUUGCUAUUGUUUUCUUUUCAUUUUUGUGUAAAGUUGAAGUUUGGUUUUGUAACUUGUUCUAAAGUUCAAAUAGAUUUUGUUCAAUUGUUAAAAAAUUUAUUUCCAAAAAUUUACCAUGAUUUUCAACAUGAAAGUUGAUUUCUCUCAAAAACAAUCAACUUUAGAGCUUAUGACCACAAGUAUCUUUUUUGUGUAGAAAACAUUGGCCGUUCGAAUGGGUGGCUCAAAACUACUUUUUCCAGUGGCUUAGAACCCUUCAAAAUCUUCACUAAUUAUGACUUGAAAACAAAAAAAUCCGCACAAAACAUAGCUUAUUAUGAGUAGAAAAUGCUAACGAAAGCUGUUCUCUGUGCGAUAAACGGUUCUAAAGAUAUUCGCAAAAAACGAACUUUUUUUUUCAAAUUUCAACACCAUGUAUUUCGAAAAUGGUGAAUUUUAGAGGGUAAGUUGAUAAAAACUUUUUUCAUAUUUUUGGACAAGUUUUCAGAUCCUGAAGUCCUGAACAUAUAUUAAGAAACACCCUGUAUACUUAUAACUCUCAGCCAUUGAUUAUUAUAGUCGUGCAAUUCGUACCAAGAAGGAGUCGAUUUUUUUAUGAAAUCAUAUUAGGAAUUUUUUGCAGACAAUUUAACUUCAUAUUAUUGUUCCUCAUGCUUUCGAACCCAUACUUAGUCAUUGUUUUUAUUUUCUGUCUCGAAAAAAGUUUUUUCAAAUUAACCGUAAAUGCAACGUUCCAAGCUCCAGUAGGUAGAAAAUUAUGGUUUGAUGGAAAAAACGUUUCCGAGUAAAUAUUCAUUUAGCUUCGCAAAAACGCUGUUUGAAUGUGUCUAUUUUUUGAAUUCUUCAUAGAAAUCGUAUGAAAAUUCAAAUGUGGGAGUUUGAAACCAUGAGGUUUAUGGGGUCAUUUUUUCAGCAAAAAAAAUCCCAAUUUAUUAUGAUUUUAUAAAACAAUUACCGUUUUGAUUAUAAUAAAAAUGCAUAGCUUUUUGGGAAAUUUGAUGUUUAUUAUUAUUAUUGUUUGCUCUUUGUCCUGAAGUACUUGAAUUAGAGGCUAAAAGGUGUAUUAUUUUAGGUGAAUAGUUUCAUCACACUUCAUCAUGCUAAGUCCAUUGAAUUGGAAUAGUGUUUCUUUCGUCAGAAUGUUAUUUAAUAAAUCAAUAAACAUAAUCAAAAUGUAUUUGAAUUGAAAACGAACAUGUAGAAUAAAGACUGAACAUGUACCUGUUAUAACAUAAAUCAUCUUUUGGCAGGCCGUGAUGCUUACGAUACUACUACGAUACUUACUAUUUCCAUUUUCACGUCUACCAGAGAUUAUUUUCAUUGGAUCUGUAAAUACAUUGUAUGUUUUUUUCUUCAAAUAUAAUGCCCUUAUACCUGA
Molecule: messenger RNA, 6125 nt
Organism: Phaedon cochleariae (mustard beetle)
Lineage: Eukaryota; Metazoa; Arthropoda; Insecta; Coleoptera; Chrysomelidae
Source: the annotation of a GenBank genome assembly